GUCCCCUGCAAAACUUCCCCGAAGAAGAAGUUCACAAAAAAAUGGCUGCACAGCAACAACCCGGUGGACCGAUUCCCCAAGUUGGAAUGCAGCAAGCUGCUACACUUCAACAACAGCAGUUGAGUCAACAGCAAGAUUUCGACCCUGUUCAUCGAUUCAAAAUGCUUAUUCCACAAUUAAAAGAGAGCCUCCAGAAUGUCAUGAAGAUUGCCUCUUUAAAUUUGGGACAUAAUACAUCAAUUGACAAUGGCAUAAAGAGCAGUGAUGCCAGUGUACAGCGGUUUGACAAGAGUCUGGAAGAGUUUUAUGCCCUAUGUGAUCAGCUGGAACUCUGCUUACGGCUUGCCUACGAGUGCUUAUCCCAGAGCAUUGACAGUGCCAAGCACUCUCCUAACCUGGUCCCAACAGCCACCAAGCCUGACACCGUACAGACAGAGUCCCUGUCCUACUCACAGUACCUCAGCAUGAUCAAGUCGCAGAUCUCCUGCGCCAAAGACAUUCAUAACGCUCUAUUGGAGUGCUCCAAGAAAAUCGCAGGAAAGGGCCAGCCACCAGGAGUCCUGUAGAAAUGGGCAUUUCAUUAUAUUAUUAUUUUUCUAAAGUUAUUUGUAUUUUUUGUUGUUGUAAUGAUUGAUAAAGACAUACAAAGUUGAUUUAACUGUU
Messenger RNA from Salvelinus sp. IW2-2015, 663 nucleotides. Its product is annotated as mediator of RNA polymerase II transcription subunit 29. Gene Ontology annotation, cellular component: mediator complex. Gene Ontology annotation, molecular function: transcription coregulator activity; transcription factor binding. Gene Ontology annotation, biological process: regulation of transcription by RNA polymerase II. NCBI's taxonomy places the organism in Eukaryota, Metazoa, Chordata, Actinopteri, Salmoniformes, Salmonidae. The record is from RefSeq and is a predicted model, not a curated record.